ACGUGGAGCCUCCGGACUGACAAACGCAAACUUCAUAAUCUCCAGUAUCUCGUUUUACCAUCUGAUUGGUCAGAUUCUAUGUCAAUCAGGUACGUUAGUCGUUGACUGGCUUAAAGUUUUAAAACGAACAUCUAUUUUGAAUGCGAUCGCUAGAUGUUAUAUCAGUAACAGCUGAUUGGCUGUAAUACAGAAAUAUGCCAUGCCAUUGGUUUUUACAUGUGUCAUUCAUCGUUUUCUCCCGGGUUUGCACUUACUGAACGGCUUCUUACUCGCUGAAUUAGACGUGGGCGUUGCUGCUGCUGGAAAGUCAGGGUAACGCUCAUCUUGAAUUUAAAGGGGAUAUUGGCAAAUACAACCUACUAGAGGUGCUUUAGUGAUUUUUAAAACCCCAUUCGGAAAGAAAGGACUACUAUGGCACAAAGCUUUACGCAGGAGUAUCUACUAAUUCCAGCCGUCACCAGAGCGUAUACGACAGCCUGCGUCUUAACCACUGCAGCCGUGCAGCUGGAAUUCAUCACCCCGUUUCAGCUGUAUUUCAAUCCGGACUUAAUUUUUAGAAAAUAUCAGAUGUGGCGCCUGAUAACCAGCUUCCUCUUCUUUGGACCCCUUGGAUUCAGUUUUUUGUUCAACAUGGUCUUUCUAUUUCGAUACUGCCGCAUGCUGGAGGAGGGCUCCUUCCGGGGCCGGACGGCAGACUUUGUCUUCAUGUUCCUGUUUGGGGGGUUCCUAAUGACAAUCUUUGGCCUGUUCUCCAACCUGUUCUUCCUAGGCCAAGCCUUCACCAUCAUGUUGGUGUACAUCUGGAGCCGGCGCAACCCCUACGUCCGCAUGAACUUCUUCGGCCUCCUCAACUUCCAGGCUCCCUACCUGCCCUGGGUGCUCAUGGGAUUUUCCUUGUUGCUUGGCAACUCGAUUGUCAUUGACCUCCUUGGCAUCUGUGUGGGGCAUGUGUACUACUUCUUAGAAGAUGUAUUCCCAAACCAGCCUGGUGGCAGAAAGCUUCUCGUCACUCCUGGUCUCCUAAAGAUCAUUUUUGAUGCUCCUGAGGGGGACCCUGAUUAUCUCCCUCUCCCAGAGGAGACAGAAAGGGGUCCUGGACCAGAAGAACUCCCUCAGGACCCCCAGGAUCCAGCCCCCCCACAGCAGUAGAAAUAAGAUGGAGAAUGGG
This is a messenger RNA of Brienomyrus brachyistius, 1168 nucleotides long. RefSeq names its product derlin 3 (gene derl3). Gene Ontology annotation, biological process: endoplasmic reticulum unfolded protein response. The transcript is spliced from 7 exons. Gene Ontology annotation, cellular component: Hrd1p ubiquitin ligase ERAD-L complex; endoplasmic reticulum membrane. Bases 412 to 1149 code for a protein of 245 amino acids. NCBI's taxonomy places the organism in Eukaryota, Metazoa, Chordata, Actinopteri, Osteoglossiformes, Mormyridae. Gene Ontology annotation, molecular function: ubiquitin-specific protease binding; misfolded protein binding. The record is from RefSeq and is a predicted model, not a curated record.